UGGGUGUUGUAGUUCGAGGAUCGGACUGCUGGUGGCAGCAGUGCAACUUCCAGCCUGAAAGAAAACAAGAAGAAGAAAUCCAAACUACUCUUAUGCUCCACAUGAUAGAGCGAUUGCGGACAUUAACAUUUGAUAAAAAUCAAUGCGAAACCGAUAAAUUUGAACCUUAACCAUGGAUGAAGAGGAUACGGACGGAUACAAGGAGCCCUGCAAUCAGUGUGCAGCCGUGGACUGGGGCAUCUCAGACGAGGGUCGCUUCUACUGCAGGUCCUGCCACAAUGUCAUCGAGAGAACCAGAGAGGUGGUGGACAUGUCGUUCACUUCCAACUCCAACAGAAUUUCCCGGAUCGGCAAUAAAUCCAGAAUCAGGAAGUCAGAGCGCGGUUACAUCUGGAUGCUGUGCGAAGGUUUCCAGUUCAUCCUGCAGAACCAGGCCGACGCUCUCCUCAGACUGGGAGUCACUCCUCAGUUUAAGGACGACGUUCUGUGUCAGAUGUGGAGACUUUAUCUGCAGAAGAGCCAGCAGGGAUACACCAGAAACCCAAUCAGGAAUUUAAGGUUCAGAGGGGCAGCGUUGGACUCGGACACAGACAUGGACAGCGCCGCGGAAUCGGUUCUGUCUGAUAAUUUCACCGACUCCGGGUCAGUUCUGUGCAGCUCCGCUGGCUCUAAUGCAGAGAGCUCCAGUGAUUGGCUGGGAUCAGACUACAGCAGCACAGGCACCUCAGCGUCGUGGAAACGGAGCCGCAGCCUGAUGACCAUGAAGAAGACUCUGGCUCUGAUCCACCUGGCUCUGGUCUGGAGCCGCGAAGCUCUGACGCUUAGCGACCUGCUCAGGCUGGUAAAAGAAGGUCACGUCCCGUAUGUGACUGCAUACGAGGAUCUUCCAGAAGAGAUGAAGCUGUGUGGUCCGGAUGCUCUUCUUUUCCAUGUUGAGAGUAUCCCGUCUCACCGCUUGGUCCAUAAAGAAGCGCAGGUUCUGGUUCAGUUCCUGCAGCUCCCUGCUUUUCCUCCGAUCGUCCCAGAAGCAUUGCUCCACCCGGCGCCGCUCAGCCUGCGCUACCUGACUGACGCUAACCUGCCCGACGAGCUGCACAGGUGGGUCUGCGUCCUGAUGGACCGCGCAGGUAUGGCGGAUCAGAAGCGCCACACGUUGGACGGAGGGUUGCGUCCCGUCCUGCCGCGGUACGACCUGCAGGCCGCCGCGCUCAUCAUCGUCACCAUAAAGGUGAUGUUUGGCCUGGACGAUCACACUGAGUGGGAUUUAUUGAACAAGGCUGAUUCCCAUGACAACAAAGCAGACAUGUUCAGCUUCAGGAAGUGGUACAAACUGGUUCAGGCUGCUUUGGUGGAGGCCCAGCAGAGGAGGGACCAGGACACUGCCAGGAAACAGUGGAAAGGAAAGAAACUGUUCUUCGUGGAUAAGCGGGACAGACUUAUAGUGACAAAAAGGAGAAGAAUCUCAGAGAACGUCCAGAUGUGUUUAAAGAGGCUGUCUUCUUGUCCGGUGGCCGUCCAUUACGGCGGUGCCUCCAGCUUCCAGUUCUGCUGGGGCGAUGAGAACGGAUCAGACGGGCCCAGUCUGCACCACACCAAGUUGGAUGGAGUCAUCUCCCUGAGUAACGGAUUCAUGACUCCCUUGAACCUCAACUACUGGCAUCCGCCGCUGCGACCCUGCAACCCCCGGACGUGCGCCAGUCAUUACCCCAGCAUGGAGCCCACGCUGCCGCGCUCCUUCGUCUGGCUGCUGCAGCUCUUCUCCUUCAUGCUGGACGUGGAGGCCUGGUAUCUGUUCGACGAGGUGCUGGAAAUGGAGAGGCGUGUCUUUGGCAUCAAAACGCCGCAGAUGGGACAACAACUCGAGACCAGGAAGUGGCUCAGGACUGAGAAAACAAACGCAACUCAAACUGGAGAUCCAGCAAAGAAACCCAGAACCCCAAGAAAAGGAAGAAAUAGAAUAAACAUUUGAUUUUGCUACUGAAAUAUUCUACCAGAACUAAUGAAGAAAAGUAGGAAAAUGUUGAGAAGUUUCAUUGUUUAUUUUCUUAUCAAUAUUUAUAUUGUACGGAAAAUACUUGAGUUACUUAACAUUUAACAGAGCCCUGCUGACUGUAAUAGUAAUUUUACUUAUUUGCUUCGUCUGCUUUGUCUGGAAACAAAGAAACAGCGGAGAGCUGCAGUGGAAGAAGAAUGGCCAGCAGGUGGAGACAAACUGCAGCAAAAACGAGGAUUUCUCAUUCUGGAAGUCAGUUUUUCCGUUUCUCCUCUGCUGCCAGAUUCAAAUCAAACAGUUCCUUUGAUAAUUUACUUCCUCUGGACAUAAAUAUGCGGCUACGGUCUGUUUCUGCUGGUAAAUACAGAAAAGUUUUCAAGCGGCAGACUCGCUCAGUUGGGCUGUGUCAGCGGCGUGUUCUGCUGUUGCCAUGGAGAUAUGAAAACAAGCAGCCCAUUGGCCAAUCGAUUGGCGCUGCGUUCACUUACUGUAGGCUGAAACUUAGUCACUUUCAUUAUGUGUUAAAAUAAACCAGAUUUAAGUUUAAAUCAG
Poecilia latipinna (sailfin molly) is the source of this 2545-nucleotide messenger RNA. RefSeq names its product TATA box binding protein (Tbp)-associated factor, RNA polymerase I, B (gene taf1b). Lineage: Eukaryota; Metazoa; Chordata; Actinopteri; Cyprinodontiformes; Poeciliidae. The record is from RefSeq and is a predicted model, not a curated record. The transcript is spliced from 15 exons. Gene Ontology annotation, cellular component: RNA polymerase transcription factor SL1 complex; RNA polymerase I core factor complex. Gene Ontology annotation, biological process: RNA polymerase I preinitiation complex assembly; nucleolar large rRNA transcription by RNA polymerase I. Gene Ontology annotation, molecular function: RNA polymerase I core promoter sequence-specific DNA binding. The coding region runs from base 173 to 1969 and encodes 598 amino acids.